AUGAAGAUUAUUUCACUUGUCGUUGACAUUGGAGGAAACUUGGUGGCACCAAUGAGAAAACAUUUUUGCUAUCUAAGUUACUGCAAUUGCAACAUCAAGAAUCUCAAAGAUCAAUUUCAGAAGCUGGGUGACAAGAGAGCUGGGGUGCAAUUAGAAAUUGAUGUAGCAAAACAGAACCGAGAGUUAAUUGCACCUGAGGUUGAGAGCUGGGUAGAAAAGGUAGACAACAUCAGUGAAGUUUUAAGGGAUGGACAAUUUGAUAAGGUGUCCUAUCCUCCUCCACCACGGGGAAUAGCAACUUCAUCCAAGGAAGGUUUUAAGGUUUUUGAAUCAAGAAUACCAGUCAUGAAAGAAGUUUUGACUGCUUUAAGGGAUGACAAGAUCAACAUGAUUGCCAUAUGUGGGAUGGAGGGGAUCGGAAAGACAACAAUGGCAAAAGAGUGUCCUCCACCACGGGGAAUAGCCACUUCAUCCAAGGAAGGUUUUAAGGUUUUUGAAUCAAGAAUACCAGUCAUGAUAGAAGUUUUGACUGCUUUAAGGGAUGACAAGAUCAACAUGAUUGCCAUAUGUGGGAUGGAGGGGAUCGGAAAGACAACAAUGGCAAAAGAGGUAGCAAAAAAAGCCAAAGAUGAUAACUUAUUUGAUGAAGUUGUGAUGGUAGUAGUGUCCCGUAAAAAAGACUUGAGCAAGAUUGAAGAUCAAAUUGCUAUGAUGCGACAUAGGGAAAUUAACUUUGAGAAUGUCCUUGUAAUAUUAGACAAUGUUUUGGAAGAACUUAAUCUAAAGGGUGUAGGAAUUCCUUAUAAAGUUGAACUCAAUAGUUGCAAAAUCUUGUUAACGUACAUCAAGAAGCGAAGAAGUCUGCAAUCAAAUGAAAUCUCAUAA
Quercus lobata is the source of this 885-nucleotide messenger RNA. Its product is annotated as probable disease resistance protein At1g61180. The coding region runs from base 1 to 885 and encodes 294 amino acids. The transcript is spliced from 3 exons. NCBI's taxonomy places the organism in Eukaryota, Viridiplantae, Streptophyta, Magnoliopsida, Fagales, Fagaceae. Gene Ontology annotation, molecular function: ADP binding. The record is from RefSeq and is a predicted model, not a curated record.